Molecule: messenger RNA, 1173 nt
Organism: Venustampulla echinocandica
Lineage: Eukaryota; Fungi; Ascomycota; Leotiomycetes; Helotiales; Pleuroascaceae
Exons: 5
Coding region: 1-1173 (390 amino acids)
Source: RefSeq, a predicted model, not a curated record
AUGGCCGCAAGCCAUCCCAUAAACCCGGUGCCCGCCGCGGCAGCAGGGCAGUACCAGAGACCAGCCCCGCGCCAGCGAACAAAGUCAACCUUCAGCUUUCGCUCGCAGCAUUCGCAGAAGAGCAGUGGCAGCAGCCCAAAGAUCGAUCUCCAGGAAACCCACAGGGAGAAGGAAUCGCUCAGGCUCAACUCAAAAGCCGACCCGUCGUUGGCGAUGACAGAAGAUGAGCCAGCUGAGGUUGCGAAUCAGAAGUCCUCCCUGGCACCAAUCCGUGCGAUCCAGCAUCGGGAUGCACUUGGAAACCCCAUCGCCGACCCUGAUCGAUCGAACCCAACCCGCAGUCGGUGGGAGAGACCUCUCGAUACCAUUCGUUCCUUCGAGGCAGCUAUAGAUGGCGAUUACUCACGAAAGUCAACAUACCUUCGCACAGCGUCAUCGGAUAAUAUAUCAAAUUACAAUCGUCGAAGCAGUUACUAUGGAGGAGGCCCAAAUAGCUACUAUGGAGGACGGUCGCAAUCUUAUAGACCAGAAAGCACUUACGCCGAUGGAAGAUACAGUGCAGUGGCUAGACCGGAUAGCUAUUACAAUGGUGGUGGCGAUACUCCUGGCAAUGGGUACGGCAAUGGGUACGGCAAUGGGUCCGGCAAUGGAUAUGGCAAUGGGUAUCAUCCCAACAGGGCCCGGUAUCCACGGACAGCUCCCGAGCAGCAAUUCGCCAAUGGCCAAGGAGUUUACCCAGUUCAAGGCAACCAGCAGUCCUACGAAACAGUGACGACGGCCUCAGGAAGCGGCAGCUCUGAUCCAGCCGGCUACUCGACCGAUCCCAGUAGCGAGAAUAGUUCGGUGGACCGCUUUGCGGCUGCGCCUCCAAAGGAGCCGGUGGAGACUUACGGAUUCAACGGAUUUGGCAACGUUCCUCAAUUGGCAUCUCCUGGCGCCGGUUUGACAGAUGCCAUCAACCCUAACGGAGCGUACGGUUCGAACGGUGCUCAGAGGCCAGCGUAUGGUUUUCCGAAUCAGGCACCACCCCCACCAAGCAAAGAUGUCAAUGGCCCACGAGUUCCGAUUAAACUUGGUCAAACAAGUGGAAAUAUUGUGGCCCAACCAGCGCAGGCUAAACCCGCGACGGAGAAGCGCAAAUCAUGGUUUGGCAGGCGGUUUUCCAGAGCUUAA